This is a messenger RNA of Alternaria atra, 861 nucleotides long. RefSeq lists its product as uncharacterized. The coding region runs from base 1 to 861 and encodes 286 amino acids. Gene Ontology annotation, molecular function: hydrolase activity, hydrolyzing O-glycosyl compounds. The transcript is spliced from 6 exons. The record is from RefSeq and is a predicted model, not a curated record. NCBI's taxonomy places the organism in Eukaryota, Fungi, Ascomycota, Dothideomycetes, Pleosporales, Pleosporaceae. Gene Ontology annotation, biological process: xylan catabolic process.
AUGGUCUCGUUCACCUCUCUUGUCACUGCUGCUAUUGCUGCGACGGGCGUUUUCGCUGCUCCUACUGAUGUAGCUGCUCGUUCGUCUGGUGACCUCGUCGCCCGUCAAAGCACCCCCAACGCCGAGGGAACGCACAACGGCUGCUUCUACUCUUGGUGGACUGAUGGCGGCUCCCGUGUCACCUACACUAACGGUGCCGGUGGUAGCUACAGCGUUAACUGGGGAAGCGGUGGCAACUUUGUCGGUGGAAAGGGAUGGAACCCUGGAUCGGCCCGCACCAUUACCUACUCGGGCACGUACAACCCCAACGGUAACUCUUAUCUUGCCAUCUAUGGCUGGACGCGUAACCCGCUUGUUGAGUACUACGUCGUUGAGAACUUCGGAACUUACGACCCGAGUUCCCAGGCUACCAACAAGGGCACCGUGACUGCCGACGGCUCUUCUUACAAGAUCGCUCAGUCGACCCGUACCAACCAGCCAUCUAUCGAUGGAACCAGGACCUUUCAGCAGUACUGGUCUGUUCGCCAGAACAAGCGCUCCAGCGGAUCUGUCAACAUGAAGACUCACUUCGAUGCCUGGGCCAGCAAGGGCAUGACUCUUGGCAACCACUACUACCAAAUCGUCGCUACUGAGGGUUACUUCUCUACCGUCGGUGAACCGGAACCUGAGGCUAAGAAAGAAACGCCCGUACCCGCAAAUGAGCCCAAGAGAAAGAGGCCUGCCAACGAUAUCGCUAUGAGAGAAGAAGAGCCACAAGGAGAUCCAGAGCUUGUGUUCCGCCGCUUCAAGCGCCUCGUCCGACACAAGAUUGAGAACCUAGAAAGGGAAGAGAUUGCGGUUCAAAUCACACUAAACGCAUAA